Molecule: messenger RNA, 2281 nt
Organism: Cottoperca gobio
Lineage: Eukaryota; Metazoa; Chordata; Actinopteri; Perciformes; Bovichtidae
Gene: tgfbi
Product: transforming growth factor, beta-induced
Exons: 15
Coding region: 35-1852 (605 amino acids)
Biological process (GO): cell adhesion; extracellular matrix organization
Cellular component (GO): extracellular matrix
Molecular function (GO): cell adhesion molecule binding
Source: RefSeq, a predicted model, not a curated record
CUCGCAGAUCUGAUGUUUUGUUUCCUGCUGCAGGAUGAUCACCUACGAGUGCUGUCCUGGUUAUGAGAAGAUUCCUGGAGAGAAGGGCUGCCCUGCAGCGCUACCUCUGGUAAAUAUCUACAACACCCUGGGUGUAGUCGGAGCCUCCACCACGCAGAUGUACUCUGAACGAGCCCAGCUGAAGGAGGAGAUCGAAGGUCCGGGAAGCUUCACGUUCUUCGCCCCGAGCAACGAGGCCUGGGCCGCCCUGCCGACAGAGAUCCUGGACGCUCUGGUGAGCAACGUUAACAUCGAGCUGCUGAACGCUCUUCAUUACCACAUGGUGGACCGCCGGCUGACCUCCGAGGAGCUGAGACACGGAUCCUCCUUCGCCUCCAUGUACCAGGACUUCCACGUCCACAUCCACCACUACAGCAACGGGAUUGUGACGGUCAACUGCGCUCGUCUCAUCAAACCCGACCAACACGCCACUAACGGCAUCGUGCACGUGGUCGAUCGUGUCAUCACCGCCAUCUCCAACAACGUGCACACGCUGCUGGAAGUGGACGACGACCUGGAAACACUGCGUACGGCGAUGGCCGCUGCAGGUCUGAACACCAUGUUGGAGAACGAGGGUCAGUACACUGUUUUCGCUCCCACCAACGAGGCCUUCGAUAAGAUUCCUGAGGAGACCCUGAAUAGGAUCCUGGGAGACCCCAUAGCUCUGAGAGACCUGUUGAACUACCACAUCCUGAAGCACAUGCAGUGUGCCGAGUCCAUCGUGUCGGGGACUCCGAUGGAGACUCUGCAGGGCACCAUGCUGGAGGUCGGCUGUGACGGAGACCAGAUGACUCUGAACGGGAGGGCCAUCAUCACCAAGAGAGACCAGCUAGGAACCAACGGGGUCGUACAUUACAUCAGCGAGCUGCUCAUCCCCGACUCAGCCAAAGUUCUGCUGGAGCUGGCUGAAGGUUCGUCCGUUUCCACGGCGACCAAGCUGUUUGUGGAGGCGGGUCUGUCCCCCCACCUGACGGGCUCCGAGCCUCUGACCAUGCUGGCUCCUCUGGACGACGCCUUCAAAGGAAGUGACACGACGAUGACACCCGACAUGAGGAAGCUGAUGACCAAUCACAUCCUGAAACAGCAGCUGUCCUCCAAGUCUCUGUACCACGGUCAGGAGCUGGAGACGCUGGGAGGCAUCAAACUCAGAGUGUUUGUCUACAGAAAUAGCCUGUGCAUUGAGAACGCCUGCAUCGCUGCUCAUGAUAAGGCAGGACGCUACGCCGCGAUGUUCACCGUGGACAAAGUCCUAACCCCACCCAUGGGCACCAUCAUGGACGUCCUGAAGGCAGACGACCGCUUCAGCCUGCUGGUCGGAGCCGUGCAGACUGCCGGGAUGACGGAACUGCUGAACCAGCAGUUGGCGCUCACCUUCUUCGCUCCCACCAAUGCCGCCUUCAGCGCUCUGCCGCGGGCCGACCUCAACCAGCUGAUGCAGAGCCGUCCGGAGCUGUCCUCUCUGCUCAGGUUUCACCUGGGGGAGGGCAUGCUGGUCAGUGGGGGGGUGGGAUCUCACACCAGACUGAAGCCUCUGCAAGGAGAAAAGCUGGAGCUGGGAGUGAGGAACUACACGGUGUACGUGAACAAGGUCCCGGUGGCCGACGCAGACCUGAUGGCAACUAACGGAGUCGUGCACGCUGUGGACAGCAUCAUCAAACCUAUGCCUCCGAAGGUGGACAGAGAGCAGGCUGAUGGACCUGCAGAUCCGCUCAGAACAGCUGCCUCUUCCAGGGCUGACUCCAAGAGCUUCAGGAACGACGAUUUAUUCCAGAAGGUGGUCAGCAGCCGCUCCAGCAGGACGAUGACGCAGUAAAACUUCUGCACAACGAUCUCGUGCCAAAGGGUCAAAGGUCACAAACAGAAAAACUCCCCUGAAGUCUCCUGACACUGCCGAGUUUGUCUGAGAGGAUUUAGUUUCAUUUUUAAUAUAGAAAACACGUGAGAGGUAAAUGAAACACAACUUAUUAACUCACUUCCUGUUCCAGCUCAACCUGCAGAAAUAGGACGAAGUUCUUAAUCAACCAUCAGAUAUUUAAAUUAAUAUGCUGACAUUUGGUAAGAAAUUCUGCCCUUUCUAUCCAAAUUCAUUUUUAUUUUUGUCUCUGACAUUUUUCUCCCUAUUGAUAAUUUUAGAAUUUAUUUUCACAAACAUGUUAUUUCGAUUAUUAUACUUAUAUUUUUAGGAUUUUAUUUCAGAUUUCUCUUCACAUAUUUUUAUGACAUUCUAAACAUAGAUUUUCAC